This is a messenger RNA of Aspergillus affinis, 996 nucleotides long. RefSeq names its product inositol monophosphatase family protein. The record is from RefSeq and is a predicted model, not a curated record. Gene Ontology annotation, molecular function: inositol monophosphate 1-phosphatase activity. Bases 1 to 996 code for a protein of 331 amino acids. The transcript has 6 exons. NCBI's taxonomy places the organism in Eukaryota, Fungi, Ascomycota, Eurotiomycetes, Eurotiales, Aspergillaceae. Gene Ontology annotation, biological process: signal transduction; inositol metabolic process; phosphatidylinositol phosphate biosynthetic process.
AUGACAACCGAAUUCAGCCAGGAGCAGCUAGACGAGAUCUAUGCCUUCGCGAUUGAUCUAGGGCGCAAGGCCGGCCAUCUUCUGAUGGAAAGUGUUGAGAAGCGCAUCGCAGGCGGUGGUCAGUCCGUCGAGGAGAAGGACAGUGCCGUGGAUAUUGUGACUCAGACAGACGAAGAUGUGGAAGUAUACAUCAGGAAAGCUCUUGAACAGAAAUACCCUUCUCACAAAUUCCUCGGCGAAGAAACAUACGCCAAAGGUCAAUCGCGCGAUUACCUUAUCGACGAACAUCCAACAUGGUGUAUUGAUCCAUUAGACGGAACCGUCAACUUCACCCACAUCUUCCCCAUGUUCUGCGUCUCGAUCGGCUUCAUCGUCAACCACCGCCCCAUCAUCGGCGUCAUCUACGUCCCCUUCCAAGACCAACUUUUCUCCUCCUGUCUCAACCGCGGCGCCUGGCUGAACGAGAAACGCCGCCUCCCUCUCAUCCAAAACCCCUCCAUCCCGCCGCUCCCUCCCACCGCGCCAAGCAAGUGCAUUCUCUCCUGCGAGUGGGGCAAAGACCGGCGCGACAUCCCCGACGGCAAUCUUCAUCGUAAAAUCGAGAGUUUCGUGAACCUGGCGGCCGAGCUGGGCAGUCGAGACGGGAAAGGCGGUAUGGUGCAUGGCGUGCGGAGUCUGGGCAGCGCGACGCUGGAUCUGGCUUAUGUGGCUAUGGGGUCGUUUGAUAUUUGGUGGGAGGGUGGGUGUUGGGAAUGGGACGUUGCGGCUGGCAUUGCUAUCUUGCUGGAAGCUGGGGGGUUGGUGACGACUGCUAAUCCGCCGGAGGACCCGACGACGGCGCCAAUUGAGGACGUUCGUCUGGGGAGUCGGUUGUAUUUGGCUAUUCGACCGGCUGGGCCGUCGCAGACAGAAUCGGGACGACAGUCCCAGGAGAGAACAGUCAGGGAGGUGUGGAAACGCGUACGACAGCUCGAGUACUCUCGACCUGGAGCUUGA